CCAGGUACUGGCCGUCGGUCAGUAGUUUUUCUCCGGGAACACCGGCUUUCCUUCACCGCCAAAACACGGCAUGUCCUUAAAUGACCAUAGUUGUUAAUAGGACGCAAAACACAAACAAACCAAACUAAAGAACAAUGUUACCGCAUAUGAUUUCGAGUUCAGAUAACUGUAAUUGAAUCCUGCCUUAUUGUAUUCCGACAUCAUUUGUUAAUUAAAUGUGCUUACUGAGGUAACACGUACCUAGUUCCUGCGUUCAGCUUGAAAUGCGGGAGUAAACCGUCAUGCUAAUUUAUAUAAAAUGUAUGCAUUUGCUAAACAGAUAACGUAUUGUCGUUGCUUAUUGGUUGAUUAUCAAAUUAACUGACUAACCGGUUACUCAAUCGGAAGAUUGUUUGAGUAACCUGUAACCAAAAUUUGACCGGUUUGACAACCCUAAUAGCAAUCAUAUUUGUUUGUUUUUUACUUUAAAUUCUGUGACUUCACAUGGUUAGUUUCUAUAUUUUGAAAGGGUAACGGAACUUGGUGAAGAUUUUACAAGUUACUUGUUAUAGUCAUGAAUAUAAUUCAAAGUAAAGAGACACGGUCAUUUUGACCUUUCUUAAAAUGUUGGUAUAUACAUUCAUGAGAUAUGGCCUGGAAUGUUUUUUGAAGCACCAAGCCACAGUGAUCUCCGUUCUGUAAAAUCCGAUAAGACUAUUUGAGUUAUUCCCCUUUGGUCAUGUGAGGUACGUCAGAGUUUUAGUUUAAUCUACAUCCGUAUUUGUCAUCAUCAAAGGUGACGUUCACGCCCCCGUUGUGUACGUUUUCAGUAAACCAUGAGGUUAAAUGUUUAAUCUAACGGUUAUAUCAUGCAAUAACUGAUUAUUAAGGAAAUAUGUCAAUUUUAGGCAAUGUUACGAACAAGUCUCGACUGCUGAAGACAAAAUUACAACACAGGAUUUUCAAAGAUUGACCUUACUAAAAUGGCGUUUAAGACCAACUAUCCUCCAAGAAUGACGUUCGAAUGGUUUACCUAUACGAAGGAGUGGAGUCAAAUUAUAGACAGUAACCAGGAUCUACACAUUCACAUGCUGUAUUAUGAGGAUCUAAAAUCGAACCCUCUUGGAGAGGUCAGUCGUCUUGCAGAGUUUUUGAAAGUGGAAUAUGAUGACCAACUGAUCAGAGACAUAACAGACAACUGCAAUUUUGAAAGUUUAAAACAAGCAAACAAAGUCGUCAAGGCUACAGGCAAUCCCAAUCCGGAAAUGGAAGACUUUCAAAACAUGUACAGAAAAGGUGAAGUUGGAGACUAGAAGAACUGGUUCACAGUGGCAGAUAAUGAAAUAUUUAAUGCAGCAUUUGCGGAAAGAACUGAAACACUGACGUUUAACUACACAUUUAGCCCG
This is a messenger RNA of Mizuhopecten yessoensis (Yesso scallop), 1385 nucleotides long. Its product is annotated as sulfotransferase 1C2-like. The record is from RefSeq and is a predicted model, not a curated record. Gene Ontology annotation, molecular function: sulfotransferase activity. Lineage: Eukaryota; Metazoa; Mollusca; Bivalvia; Pectinida; Pectinidae. The coding region runs from base 963 to 1292 and encodes 109 amino acids. Gene Ontology annotation, cellular component: cytoplasm. Gene Ontology annotation, biological process: sulfation. The transcript has 5 exons.